AUGAAUAUAAUACGAGCACGUACGAAUAUAGUUGGACAAACGCCACCACGUACAUCACAAUACGUUGGCCCAUAUCUGUUACAAAAAACUUUAGGAAAAGGACAAACUGGCCUUGUGAAAUUAGGUAUACAUUAUUUGACAAAUGAAAAAGUAGCAAUCAAAAUAGUUAACCGUGAAGCAUUAUCAGAAUCAGUUCUCAUGAAGGUCGAACGUGAAAUAGCCAUUAUGAAAUUAAUUGAACAUCCUCAUGUAUUAAGAUUGUAUGAUGUUUAUGAAAGUCGAAAAUAUUUAUAUUUAAUAUUAGAACAUGUUGCUGGUGGAGAAUUAUUUGAUUAUCUUGUUAAAAAAGGACGAUUGACACCAAAAGAAGCACGAAAAUUUUUUCGUCAAAUAAUAUCGGCACUGGAUUUUUGUCAUAGUCAUAUGAUAUGUCAUCGUGAUUUAAAACCAGAAAAUCUUUUACUCGAUGAUAAAAUGAAUAUUCGUGUUGCUGACUUUGGUAUGGCAUCAUUACAAGUUGAAGGUUCAUUUUUAGAAACAAGUUGUGGCUCUCCUCAUUACGCUUGUCCAGAAGUAAUUAAGGGAGAAAAAUAUGAUGGACGAAAAGCUGAUGUUUGGUCGUGUGGUGUUAUCCUGUAUGCCCUUUUAGUGGGCGCAUUACCGUUUGACGAUGAUAAUCUUCGUCAGUUGUUAGAAAAAGUGAAAAAAGGCGUUUUUCAUAUUCCACAUUUUGUUCCGCCAGACUGUCAACAACUUUUACGUGGAAUGAUUGAAAUUGAUCCAAACAAACGUUUAACGUCUAAUGGGAUUGUUCGUAUUAUUGUACUUCAGUAUGCAUGUGAUAACUUUCUUAAUCUUGUGACCUUAUGCUCAAAGCAUGUUUAUAUUGAGACGCUAUUAUGUGAAAACAAAGGGACAAAAGCUGAACUUGAGCUCGAAUUACCGAUGGUUCAAGUCGUUCAAACAACAAUAAUUCCAAAAGAAGAAGAUAUCGACCCAGAUGUGUUUGGAGCAAUGACAUCAUUAGGUUGUUUCAAAGAUCGACAACGUUUAAUUGAUUCAUUAUUAAACUCAAAACAUAAUACAGAAAAAGUAAUAUAUUUCUUAUUACUUGAUCGAAAAUUAAGACAACCAAGUAUGGACGAUACCGAUGACAUUAAAUCACGAAGUCGUUCAACAUCACCUGAUAUGCCACAAAAGCGUGUUGAUCGCUAUCGAUUUAAUGGUGGUAAUUCAAAUAUGAGUCCGAAUAUUCGUCCAAAUAUCGGUCAAUUAGCAGAAGGAUCACCAUUGGUACCAAGACGACAAUUACAUUCCAGCAUAAUCAAACAUUGUUCAGCGAAUAAUACUCCUUCUGUGAGUCCUUGUUCAUCUCCCACAGUUCCGAAAAAGGAGAUGACAUUUACAAAAUUAACAAAUUAUGUUGUCAAAACUGAUCAUCCUUCACAUCAUCGUAAUUCAGCGCAAAAUAAUUCUUUAACCGAUCAGCAUCCCUAUUCCAUUGCUUCUUAUGUUUCCCCAACAUCCGCUACUCCAUCCUCAUCAGCAUCAUCAAGUUCAACUAUAAUUAAUAAUGGUGCAACAAAGAAUCAUUCCUAUCAUUCUCAUUUUCAUCAACAACGUCAAUUAUCUGUUCAUAAUACGUCAACAUCGACAACAUCAAAUCCAGUUCAAAUGAAUCAUACAUCACCAUUACAACAGCAACAGUAUAAUAAUGAAAAUCAAUUAUUAACCGCAACCACUUCACCUAUUCAGCAACAGUCAUCCAAUAAUAAUAUUUUAUCACCGUCAAAUAAUAAUAAUAGCAAUAUUUUAUCGCCUCACAUACCGAUCACUAGUAAUCAGAGUAUAAAUAGUCAACCAACAACUCCACAAACACCAAAUAGUAAUCAAUGGAGACACAAAUUAAAUAAUUUAAAACAAAGUUUUCAAAGUGUUGGUACACCGAGAUUUCAUAGACGACCUAAAAUUCCAAUAGUUGAAAGUGAUAGUUCAAAUUCAACUCAGACAUCACCGCCACAACAUGGUGUAACACCUGAAGCCACAAAAAAGUCUUUAUUUCAUCAUAUUAUAGACGCUAUGCAAGAAGAUCAUCAUAUGAUUGUUGUUAAAGAUCGACCAUUAGCCACAAUUAAAACAGAUCUUAUACAUGCAUUUCUCUCCACACCUGAUCUUGUUCAUAAUGUUUUAUCUGGCACACAAUUUCGUUGUGAAUAUCGUCGACAAGAUCGUUCGUCAAUGUUUCAACGUAAUAUUCGAUUUCAUGUUGAAAUAUGUACAGUGAAAGCAAAUGAUGUAUUAACAAAUGACAGUUAUUAUGUUACAUUUACACUUAUCACGGGUCAAGCAAGGCGUUUCAAAAAGUUAUGUGAAGAAAUUCAAAUAUUAUUUCUUACAAGUAAAGAACGUUUAACAAAACAGCAACAACGAAGACCCGUAGAUAAAGAUUAUAUUACAGGCGGACAUUUAAGUAAUAUUAAUUUACUAGUAACUACAACACCGAUUACUAAUACAACUAAUGUUACAACAACAACAACAUCAAACAGAACAAGCGUACCAUCUUUUGCUCAUAACAAUAAUGGAACAUCAUCAGUUUCUAUUAAUGCCAGUAAAGAUAGUUCUAUAUCGUCUUUAUCGUCAUGUUCAAAUGUAUCAUUGACCAGUCCACCUCAACUACAACAUCCAUUAUUUUCACCAUCUUUAUCUGUUACUACCGUACCUCAGCAGCAAACAACGAUAACCGCCGCUUCAGUGUCGAAUAUAAUAACAUUUAAAGAUGAUGUUCCUCUUUCAACUCAGAUAUCACCACCAUCUACUGCAUAUUUAAUGGAUAAUAUACAAUCAACCAUAGCCUCUCCUACAUCUUCUACAGGAUCUAAAUUUGCUCGAAUUGGUGUAAUUAAAUUUCCAGAUGCGCUAAAUAAACGUUCAACAGCAGCACUUACUGCUGGAAUAGAAAAUAUACGACGUACAACUCUUGUAACUCCACUGUUAUUCCAGCUAGCACACGCCAACCGAACUGAAGAACAUCGUUUUGAUUAUAAUAUAAAACACUAUUUUCUACGUGCACUUUCACUUCACCAGGCACACGUCUACGUUACACUCUAUGGUUAUCGAAUAACACCAGAUUUCUAUGAUGACGGUGAUGAAACGGAAGAAGUUAUACACCCACCUUAUGCUAUCCAACAGAUGGAACAGCGAACACUCGAAGAAUACGAACAAUCGAAUGAAAGUUGUUCAUGCGGUGAACACUACUGGCAUUCAAUCAAAGAAAUUGAUACAAACAAAUAUGAUGGCCGUAUUAUUGAAGUAAAUGAUGGAAAUCAACUAUUUAAAUUAUCAAUUCAAUUCAAAUAUCCGUGUAUUCACUUACAAGAACAAGAGGCUAACUCGUACAAAUACAAUAUGUAUCAAAGUGAGCAAAAUAAAUCUAUAUAUCAACUGAGAGCAGCAAACAAAGAUGAUGUAUUACAAUAUAUAUUUCGGCAUAUAGAACAAUUUAAUUUAACGUUGAAAAUGUUAUUAAAUCAAUUCAACAUAUCUUCGUUAGAUGAUAUAAAGACAUGGAAUCAAUUUAGUUUGUUGUGUGAACAAGCAGUUAAAUGUACGGACGGUAGUGAAGGCGUACAACAUGAAAAGAUUAUCUUUAGUUUAGAUACGAUGACAGAAACGAUUACAACGCAUAACUGUGAAAUGUAA
Messenger RNA from Didymodactylos carnosus, 3699 nucleotides. NCBI's taxonomy places the organism in Eukaryota, Metazoa, Rotifera, Eurotatoria, Philodinida, Philodinidae. The record is from the annotation of a GenBank genome assembly.